AUGUGUAAGUUCGUAAACCUCCACACCAAGAACGGCGACGCCUGCACCCAGGACCGCGUGGCUGAAAAUAUCCUCGACGCACGCGCCAGUUUGCGGACCCGCCGCUACGUGGAACACUCUGACGAGAUGGAUUCCGACGAGGAACAGUUCUUCGAGUCCUUGCUGGGCCAGUAUCUCGGGUACCAAGAGCGCUGGGAUGAGGGUGAACGCGAGGACGUCGCCACUGAUGGCGAGUACUCCGAAUAUUCCGAGAGCUACGACGAAUUCGAUGAAGCUGAUGACGAAGCCAACGAAGCGGACGACGAAGCCGACGAAGCCGACGACGAAGCCGAUGACGAAGUCGAAGCCGAAGUCGAAGUCGAAUUCCGCCCGCUGAUCGAUGUCCGAGAUAUCGUGGCCCCCCUUAUGCGAGACAGGAUGGCGCGUUACGAGCAAGCUACGCUGGCCCGUUGGGCUGAGACGCACUCCGACGCCGAGGAGAGCCUCGACGUUGCGCCGGACGAGGAAUACCUAUCGGACCCCCCGCGUAGCAGUCCGCUGCCGUGGAGCGUGCGGCAGCUGGCGCAGCGCUUCGAGGGCUUCAACAUACCGGCGCCUGAUUCCGAUAGUGAGACGCUGGAUUUCAACGUCCUUCCAGUCGAAGACCCAGCUGACGAGGAUAGCCCCGUUGCAGAGAUCAUCCUGGAUCCGGAGGAGGAGGAAGAGUUCGAGGCGGCAUUUGGCCGUGUCAGGGAACAGCCCGAGGACUCCACCUCCUCAGACUCAGACUCAGACUCAGGAUACGCCAACAUCCAGACAAUCUGCCCGCACUGCGCCCCCCUACACACCAACUACCUCACCCGGCUAACCCUCCACCAACCCGGCGGCACAUGGACGCGCGAAACCCUGUGCCCAGGCGACCUAAUCUGCCGCACAAAGCGGUACCCCGUGCUCAUGGCGACUCGGCUACGAAACUGCGGGCCCAUACACCCUUACUUCGCGCGGCAGCUCGCAGCGCAGAUCCAGCGGCGGCUGGCGCAGCAGUUCGGCGAGGUCGAGGUGUUCGAUCUGCAGCGGCCGAUCGUGUCCAUGGCGGGUCUGAACGUGGACAUCACGCUGCUGAUCGACUUCCCCGAGGUCGUUGAUGUGCGUGAGGACGAGGACCUGCUGAGUGCGCUUUUCUGCGGACACAUUAUCCCGCGCGAGGACUGGACGGUUGAGAAUGUGGGUGCGGUUGCGGCCAGCGAGGCUUCGUCUUCUGUGACUUCCCAUUCCCAUUCGAGCCGGGGGACCAGCCGCGGUGUCUCGCCUAGCGGCGGCGGCAGCGGGUAUGGGAGCGACGGGGACGUGGAUCGGGUUGAGGAGCUGGAGGUGGAGGCUGAGAUUCGGCGCGUGGAGCAUGAGCUGAUUGCGCCGUGUCGGGUCGGGUUCUUUAAGAGUAAGGUUGAUGUUGAGGGCGUUGUGAGGGACAUUGAUUGUUGA
Messenger RNA from Aspergillus mulundensis, 1461 nucleotides. RefSeq lists its product as uncharacterized. The coding region runs from base 1 to 1461 and encodes 486 amino acids. The record is from RefSeq and is a predicted model, not a curated record. The transcript is spliced from 2 exons. NCBI's taxonomy places the organism in Eukaryota, Fungi, Ascomycota, Eurotiomycetes, Eurotiales, Aspergillaceae.